Geodia barretti is the source of this 1230-nucleotide messenger RNA. The record is from the annotation of a GenBank genome assembly. Lineage: Eukaryota; Metazoa; Porifera; Demospongiae; Tetractinellida; Geodiidae.
AUGGAAGAAAAGCAAGUGAAAUACCAGCUCGGGACACUCUCGCGUGUCGAGCCGGUUACUUUGGGAGAACCCGGGCGGCGAACAUUCAGGCUGGACCUACACUCCGGGCAAGCAUUCUGCUCCCUUUGGCUGGAAAAGGAGCAGCUGUUCCAGUUGGGCGUUUACCUCCGGGACUAUGUCGCCGGACUGUCGAGUGAGGAGAAGGAGGGAGGCAGCGCACCCAAGGAAUCCGACUGGAACGGCGGGGAGCAGUCUAUUGACUUCAAGGCUGGUCAGAUGUUUCUCAGCCAUGACAAAGAGACUAACUCCUUCUACAUGCAGGCCCACGAGAGGGAGACCGACGAGGAACGUCAGGAGGGUGAGAGUGAGGGUGAGGCAGAAUCUAUCAGCUUCUGGAUCACUCUGAAUCAGGCCACCGUCUUGGCCGAGGAAUCGCUGCGUAUUUGCGCAGCAGGCCGGCCCACCUGCUUUCUCUGCGGUCAACCCAUCAACCCCGAUGGGCCAUUACAAGAAGUGCUUCGGCACGGCGAGAUCCUGUCCUGCCAGUUGACGCGACUGGGAUCCAACUACACCUUCGUCGUCAAUGUCGCCCAGGACGGUCUGGAAGCCUAUGCCAUCUACAAGCCCCGGGACGGCGAGGCGCCGUUAUGGGAUUUCCCUAACGGCACUCUGUACAAGCGGGAAUGCGCCGCCUACCUGCUUAGCGAUAUCCUAGGCUGGGACCUUAUCCCCUUCACUAUAAUUCGUGACGGUCCCUACGGCAUCGGGUCGGUGCAGGAGUUCAUUGAGCACGACCCCAAAGAGAACUACUACAACCUCGGCUCUGACUACGCCGAUCAGCUUCGCAUGGUCUGUUGCUUCGACUUGGUUGCCAACAGCACCGACAGGAAGCCCAAUCACCUGAUUACCGACCCUGCCGGGAAGCUCUGGAGCAUUGACCACGGCCUGACAUUCCACUCUGACGUAAAGAUCCGCACGGUGAUCUGGGAUUUUGGCGGCGAGCCAAUUCCCGAUGAGUUGCUGGAUUCCCUGACCGAAUUCAAUGCAAGGCUAAAUGGUCCCCAGAACAGCAUGCCGAAAAGGCUGCAGGAGUUGUUGGAACUCCUUUCACCAUCGGAAGUUGAGGCCCUUAGGGGUCGGCUGGACUGGGUACUGACCGAGCGAGCGUAUCCGGGGGCUGCAACGGCCGCGUCGCAGGCGCGGCGGCUGAUCAGGGCGCGAGGACAGUGA